This is a messenger RNA of Diospyros lotus (date-plum), 474 nucleotides long. RefSeq names its product protein SRC2-like. NCBI's taxonomy places the organism in Eukaryota, Viridiplantae, Streptophyta, Magnoliopsida, Ericales, Ebenaceae. The record is from RefSeq and is a predicted model, not a curated record. Gene Ontology annotation, biological process: defense response. The transcript has a single exon. Bases 1 to 474 code for a protein of 157 amino acids.
AUGGAGUGCAGGAAGUUCGAGCUGACCUUGAUCUCUGCAAAUGAUCUGGAAGAAGUGAGAAAACUGUUCAAGAUGAAGGUUUACGCUAGGGUUUCCAUUGGGGGCAACCAGGAGACGGAGAAGAGAACCCCAGCGGACAGGCAUGGCGAGGCGAAUCCAGCAUGGAACUUGACGAUGAAAUUUACGGUCCCGGAGUCUUGUCUACAACACUAUGGCGCCAUGCUUCUUAUCAAGCUCUACUGCAAGCGGAAGCUCAGCGACCGGUACAUUGGCGAGGUCUACGUGCCGAUGAAGGAGCUCUUUGACCAGGCCUACGCACGCGGCGGCAGCGCGGACGUGAACUAUCCGGUGAGGAGGGGAUCGCUCAACUCCCAGGGGCUGCUCAGGUUUGCUUAUAGGUUUGGACAGUGUGUGGAUGUGGAAAAGCUUGUCUUGGCUGAGGGUUUUGCGGACUGGAGUAGGUGUGUUGAUUAA